UUUCAUACUUUUCCGGUGAAUAUUUCCAAGAUCAUUUUCCCGAUUGAUCCCAAAAAACUAUAUUUUAGAGAAGAGGAACCAUGUUUCCUGUAAGCAGUACUUGUAUGAAUAUAGCAAACAGAUUAACCAAGCUAACAUGUCUGACCUCAACAUUCAGUCAUAAUAAAUUAUUCAGUACAUCACAGUGCCUUAUGGAAUUAAGGCUUCGAGCAAGAGUAAGAGUCAUAGAUAACAGUCCAAUAGGAAAAGCCGCUGCAACAGCAGGAAAACCAGGAAAAAUCAUGCACGUUUAUAACGUAGCUGCAGUAGGAAGGAUUGGCGACAAAGUCAUGAUAAAUAUAAUGGGACAAAAAAAGAAAGGAUAUAUUGUGGGAUGUAGACAAAAACAAAAAACAAAUGUACCACGGUUUGACACAAACAAUGUAGUAUUAGUAGAGGAUAGCGGCACUCCGACAGGAACCAGAAUACGACAUCCAUUACCUUCUUGCUUGCGACACAAGAGAUAUGGAGAAAAGCAUAGCGGAGAAUUUACUAAAAUCUUAUCUAUAGCCACUAAGUUUGUAUGAUUUAGUGUAAU
Mytilus trossulus (common blue mussel) is the source of this 577-nucleotide messenger RNA. Its product is annotated as large ribosomal subunit protein uL14m-like. The record is from RefSeq and is a predicted model, not a curated record. Gene Ontology annotation, cellular component: ribosome; mitochondrion. Gene Ontology annotation, molecular function: structural constituent of ribosome. The transcript is spliced from 3 exons. Gene Ontology annotation, biological process: translation. NCBI's taxonomy places the organism in Eukaryota, Metazoa, Mollusca, Bivalvia, Mytilida, Mytilidae. Bases 81 to 566 code for a protein of 161 amino acids.